GUAUUUGAGAAAACACGACUUGCUCUUUAGUAUUGCGUGCGUUCUCGAGCUGGCCACUCGCAAAUUUCUUUGCACAAGAAAUAAUAUCACUGACACGUCGAGUGAUAACAGCAUGAAUCACUCUUAGUUUGAAGCGUGCCGCGAGCCACGAGUACGGUUUCGAUUCUGCGCUCUUCGCUUUUUCGAGGCGUUCGAUUAAACCACGAGAAUACCUCCAUUUUGACAGUACGCCGGCAAAAUCGCGUGGAGCACGCGGAUCAGCUGUGUGACUAUUUUUGUCGAUUAUAUAGAAGACGUACUGUCUCUUACUGGUACGAAGGUACAGAAAAUAAUAACGUGUCUGUGUGCUACCUUAUUGUGGAGCUUUCUUAUAAAUACGGCGUGAGUGCAACGCAUCAUGGCGGUGGAAUCGAGAUGGAUGCCGUGUCAGCUGAAAGUUGAAACGAAUUUGUGCAGUGGCGAUUACGAUGGUAUUAUUUUGGUGUCAGGAAAUGCUCCUGGAUCCGACGAGCCGGAACCCUUCAAAACCGUCCUUUACGCUGCUGCCCAGAUCGAUGCCGCACUGGGCGUGAUCGGCGCGGUUUUGCCCAUCAAUUUGCUCGCAAAAAGGCUCAUUUACAGUCCAACGGGCCCGCUUAACAUGGAUUAUCACGAUGUGCGAAGCUUCGCAGAAGCUACCACGAAGGGAAUAAAACGAGCUCUACAAGCUGGUGUAAAGAGUCCUCUAUUAGUGCUGUUACCGGAUGAUCGUUUUGAGAAUGUCGAGCUGGUCACGCUUCUUGGUGCACUCGAGGCUCUCUACGUGCCUUUGGAGGUGCGAGAGAUAUGUCCGGAUCGGCGUUACAAAGCGUGUCAACUCGGAGUGUGGAGUCCGAUUUGUCCUAAGAAGCUUCAGGGUAUCGUGAAACUCGCCUCGGCGCUCGAGAGUGGCAGAUACGUCGCAAGGGACAUUGGAGGCGCAGAUCCCGAAAGAAUGGCACCCUUGCGAGUGGAGGAAUAUCUGGUGGAGCUGUUUUGCGGAUCGAAUAUCACGAUACAAGUGAUAUCCGAUCAGGACACCCUGCUUCAGGAAUACCCGCUGUUCGCCUGUGUAAAUCGCGCUGCUUCGGUGAUACCGCGUCACGCCGGUAGGAUUAUAUUUUUGACCUACGAGCCGCCCACCUGCGUCUUGGAGACGAUCAUGCUCGUGGGAAAGGGUGUCACUUAUGAUACCGGUGGCGCCGACAUCAAGUGCCAAGGCAUCAUGGCAGGCAUGUCGAGGGACAAAUGUGGCGCGGCCGCCUGCGCUGGAUUCAUGCAGACAGUGAAUUUAUUGCAACCACCGACAGUCAAGGUCGUCGCCGCUUUAUGCGUAGUAAGAAAUAGCGUAGGCGAGAACUGUUAUGUUGCUGAUGAAUUGAUAACGGCAAAAUCCGGUGCGAGGGUACGCGUGGGCAACACGGACGCCGAGGGCAGAAUGGCUAUGGCCGAUGCCCUGUAUCAUCUCAAAGAAAUGGCCCUGUGUUCCGUGAACCCGCAUCUCUUCACGAUAGCCACGUUGACAGGUCACGCAUUCUUAUCCGCGGGUCCAGGAUAUUCCAUUGCGAUGGAUAACGCUGUGGCACGACUAUCAAGUAAUGCGGAGAAGCUUCAAGCUUCCGGUGAAACUAUGGGUGAUCCUUUUGAAAUAUCGCGAAUACGUAGAGAGGAUUUUCACUUCCAUGAGGGAAUCGCGGAAGGUGACGACAUUCGUCAAGCGGUGAAUCAACUUAGUUCCAAAAUUCCGCGAGGUCAUCAAGGACCGGCCGCUUUUCUAAUUAAGGCGUCUGGAAUAGACAAGCACGGUAUUGGAUCGGAGAAGCCUUUAAAAUACUGUCACCUGGAUAUAGCCGGCAGUGCCGGUGAUUUACCUGAACAACCAACCGGUUCUCCGAUUUUAGCACUAGCUAAAGCGUUUCUUUUUGAUAAAAUAGAUACUGCGGACACCAAAGAUCCGUGAUAUAUUAAUACCAACUGCCUUAUUCGUUAAGAUAUCUUUAAAAUAAUUAAUAUUUAAAAGCUCGCGCUAAAGAAUUUUGCAUAUUAUCCGAAAAAUAACGAUUAAUUAUUCGUAAAUCCUUGAUCCUCUUCCGCGUAAGCUGUACAAAUUAUAUAAAUUUAUUUCAAAUAAUCACAUUCACAUAAACGAUUAUUAUAGAAUUAUUUGUACAGUGUCAAACUUAUUAAUAAAUGUUACAGACACAUAUUUAAGAUGGCAAAAUUUUAGAAGUAACAAAUUUUUAUUUCUAUUG
Camponotus floridanus (Florida carpenter ant) is the source of this 2270-nucleotide messenger RNA. It is a transcript of the gene Dip-B, whose product is annotated as putative aminopeptidase W07G4.4. The transcript is spliced from 9 exons. Gene Ontology annotation, biological process: proteolysis. Gene Ontology annotation, cellular component: cytoplasm. Bases 398 to 1978 code for a protein of 526 amino acids. Lineage: Eukaryota; Metazoa; Arthropoda; Insecta; Hymenoptera; Formicidae. Gene Ontology annotation, molecular function: manganese ion binding; metalloaminopeptidase activity. The record is from RefSeq and is a predicted model, not a curated record.